AUGGAAUCGGCAAAUAAAGAUGUGCAGGAAUUGCAUCGUAAGACAGAAACUGUUCAUAAAGUUGUACAUAGGCAGAAAGCGAAGAAAACUCAGAAAGUUCCCAAUAGGCAGACAAAAUGUUGUCAUUGUUACAGAUCUAAUCACAACGCAAAAGACUGUAGAUUUAAAAAUGCUUCAUGCUUUCAGUGUAAAGGCAAGGGACAUAUAGUACCUGCUUGUCCCCAAAAGCAAAAGAAAGACUUCAAAGUCCACAAUGUUGAUGAAGAAUCAUCCGAUGAAAUUGAAGAUUGUCUGUAUAGUAUGGAGGUGGACGCAAAGCGGCGUGCAAGGUCUGGGCCGAUUUGGGUAAACCCUGCAAUAAAUGGCAAAGUGGUGAAGAUGGAACUAGAUACAGGGUCGGGUGUUUCAGUGAUAUCAAAGAGGGACUUUCAGAAAUUGUUCCCAAAUAAGAGACUGUUACCGACCAAGUUGGUACUGAAAACAUACAGUGGUGAGCAAAUCAAUCCUUGCGGAAUUAUGAAAUGUAAAGUAACAUUAAACGAACAAGCAGAAGUUUUAGAUCUGUAUGUGGUGGAAAACGAAAAUAGACCAUUAUUUGGAAGAGAAUGGUUGAAAGUACUGAAACUAGAUUGGUCUUCAAUUAAAACUUUGCAAGUAGAUAAUGCAGAAGUAAAAGUCAAGGCAUUAAAAGCAAAAUACAAAUCAGUCUUUAGCAAAGAUUUAGGCACAGUGAAAGGAGUCAAAGCACAUUUGAAAGUGAAAGAAAACACAACACCAAAGUUUGUGAAAGCUAGAACUGUUCCAUUUGCGAUGAAGCCCAAGAUUGAAAAGGAACUAGAGAAAUUAGUAGAUGAUGGGGUAUUGGAGAAAGUAACUCACAGCCAGUGGGCUACACCAAUAGUUCCAGUGCCAAAGCCAAAAGAUGAUAGUAUAAGAAUUUGUGGUGACUUUAAAGUUACUGUCAAUCCAGUAUUGGACAUUGAUCAUUAUCCAUUACCGCGGAUUGAAGAGAUCUUCGCAUCUUUGGGGAAGGGCAAGAAAUUUACGAAGAUUGAUUUGAAAAAUGCAUAUCUUCAGAUAGAAGUAGAUGAUGACAGCAAAGAAAUGUUAACAAUCAGUACGCACAAAGGACUUUUCCGGUACAACCGUCUUGUCUUCGGAAUCGCAUCAGCGCCUGCGAUUUUCCAGAGAAAUAUUGAACAGAUCAUGGCGGAUAUUCCUGGGGUUCAAAUAAUCCUGGAUGAUAUGAUCAUAACUGGAGAAACAAGUGAAUUACACUUACAAACACUAGGGAGAGUGCUUCAGAGACUUGAAGAGUACAACCUUAGGGUAAAUGAGGGAAAAUGCGAAUUCUUCAAGGACAAAGUUCAAUUUUGCGGCCAUGAGAUUGAUUCUCAUGGUCUGCAUAAGACUGGUGAAAAGAUGCGUGCAAUUGUUGAUGCACCAGAGAUCACGAAUGUGAAACAGUUGAGGGCAUUUCUUGGCAUAGUGCAAUAUUAUGCCAGGUUCCUACCUAAUCUGGCGACAAUUCUUCACCCACUUCACCAGUUGCUGAAGAAGGACGUGAAAUGGAAAUGGACGCCUAAAUGUGAAGAUGCUGUCAAAACUGUUAAAACCAUGAUAACAUCGAACCUGGUACUGAUGAAUUUUGACCCCACAAUACCAGUUAUUCUAGCAUGUGAUGCCAGUGCAUAUGGACUUGGAGCAGUGCUAAGUCACAAACUUCCGGAUGGUACAGAGAGACCAAUUGCUUUCGCAUCCAGAACUUUAAAUUCGGCUGAACAGAACUACAGUCAGAUUGACAAAGAAGCUACAGCGUUGGUUUGGGGAGUGAAAAAGUUCCACACGUACUUGUAUGGAAACAAGUUCACCCUGGUUACAGAUCACAAGCCUCUUUUAGCAAUAUUCAGUCCCAGGAAAGGACUCAGUUCAACAACCGGGGCCAGGCUCCAACGAUACGCACUGUUUCUCUCAGGAUAUAUCUACGAUAUCCAGUACAAAAGCACAACAUCUCACGGUAAUUGUGACAGCUUAUCGCGUCUACCAUUGAAGGAGACUGAAAUAAACAAGCUUGAUGCAACAGAAGAGUUCUUGAACUCACUCAUUGAUAAGUUACCUGUGACCUGUUCUCAGAUAGCUAGUGCUACAAGAAAAGACCCUGUUUUGUCCAAAGUGUAUGAAAUUGUAUCUACAGGAAGCAUUGGGGUCGAUACUUCAGACUUGGAAUUGAAACCAUAUUUGAACAGGCGAACAGAGUUAUCUCUCCAUCAGGGGUGUGUUAUGUGGGGAAAUCGUGUGAUAAUUCCGAGUUCCUUGAGAAAUCAAGUAAUGGAAGAGCUUCAUUCGGGUCAUGUUGGUAUUGUGAAAAUGAAGUCACUUGCCAGAAGUUAUGCCUGGUGGCCAAAUCUCGAUUCAGAGUUGGAAGAACUAACAAAACACUGCUCUGGAUGUAUGGCUAAUAGGCCAAGUCCUAAAGAAUCACCAAUUCACCCUUGGGAAUUUCCAAAGAAACCAUGGAGUAGGGUGCACAUAGACUUUGCAGGUCCAUUCAUGGGAUAUAUGUACUUAGUUCUUGUUGAUGCAUAUUCCAAGUGGCCAAUUGUUAAAAUAAUGAAAAAGACCACAGCUGGCCAUACCAUUGAUGUGCUGAGAGCUAUAUUUGCGGACUAUGGUGUGUGUGAUGAACUAGUGAGCGACAAUGGCCCGCAAUUUGUAAGCGAAGAGUUUCGCCAUUUCUUGCGAAUGAAUGGUGUUAAACAAACAUUUAGUGCGCCAUAUCAUCCUCGUACAAACGGGCUAGCUGAGAAGUUUGUUCAAACUUUGAAACAGGCUUUAAAAGCUGCGAAGCAUGACCAAGGUACAAUAGCAAUAAAGGUUUCGAAGUUUUUGCUACAAUACAGAAAUGCGGAACAUGCAACUACGAAAGAGUCGCCUGCAAAACUGUUCUUGGGUCGUUCGCUUGUUACAAGACUUGACAAAAUCAAGCCAAACCUACAGAAGCGCGUUGAAAGUGAACAGGCUAAAAUGGUUCGUUCGGUUAAUGACAGACAAUUUGACAUUGGUCAAAGUGUGGCUGUACGGGAUUAUCGAGCGGGAAGAGACAAAUGGGUUUCUGGUAAAAUCGAUAGCAAAACUGGUCCUGUUUCGUAUACAGUGGAAAUUGUUCCUGGUGUUACUUGGCGUAGGCAUGCUGACCAAAUUCGUGCUUCAUCGGAGAAUGUUCCAGUCACGCGUGAUGUGUUGAUCCCUAUUUUACCUAUUACUGAUACUCCGAUUCAAGUACCUGCAAGUGCUAGUGCAGGAGUGGUUCCAGCAGCUUCUAGUCCCACUCUACCACAGGCACCGAUGACUGCAACUACAGGGACAACCCCAGACAAGUCUCCAGAUGUAGUUCCUGAGCGUCGGUAUCCAGUGCGAGAAAGAAGAACACCUGUUAGACUUGAUUUAUAA
Messenger RNA from Mya arenaria, 3450 nucleotides. RefSeq lists its product as uncharacterized. Gene Ontology annotation, biological process: DNA integration. The record is from RefSeq and is a predicted model, not a curated record. Gene Ontology annotation, molecular function: zinc ion binding; nucleic acid binding. Bases 1 to 3450 code for a protein of 1149 amino acids. Lineage: Eukaryota; Metazoa; Mollusca; Bivalvia; Myida; Myidae. The transcript has a single exon.